This is a messenger RNA of Metopolophium dirhodum (rose-grain aphid), 1152 nucleotides long. RefSeq lists its product as uncharacterized. The transcript has a single exon. NCBI's taxonomy places the organism in Eukaryota, Metazoa, Arthropoda, Insecta, Hemiptera, Aphididae. The record is from RefSeq and is a predicted model, not a curated record. The annotation marks the transcript as partial.
GUUGAAAGUACGGACGCUAAUAUAAAUUUAGGAAACUGGCAUCCUAUUAAGGCCGCUAAAUUUUUCUCUAACAAUUUCUCUGGUAUUACUAAUAUUAAACCUGCGGGUUCAAAAAAAAUAAAAAUUUCUUUCGACACAAUUUUUAAUGGUAAUUGCUGCUUGAAUUCAAACAUCUUAAAUGAGAAUAACUUUAAUGCAAUUAUACCUUCUACGCUAAUUUUUUCUUACGGAAUAAUAAAAUUAGACACUGCAGUCUCAGAAGCUGAAUUUUUCGAAGGCGUCCGAUCUUCAGUCAAAAUUGAUGCAUUCAAGCGCAUCAGUAUUAAAAAAGUUGAUAAAAUCGUUCAAACCCGUAUAGUUGAACUUAAAUUCGUCGCUUCGAAAAUACCAUCCAUAAUCUCUGUAUUUAAUAUGAUUUUUGAUGUCAAGCCCAGUGUCCGGUCUCCCGUUCAAUGUAAUCGUUGUCUACGUUUUGGACAUACACAAAAAUAUUGUCGUAGCUGUCCUAGGUGCAGUCACUGCGGUAAAAACAAUCAUUCGGUUGGUUUAUGCCCACGCGCUCAAGCCACUGAUCCUGUAUGUCUCUUCUGUAAGCAACCUCACUUAGCCACUGAUCGUAGUUGCCGUGAAUGGUCCACUCAAAAAGAAAUUAAACACAUCAUGGCCACCGAAAAUAUUUCCUAUAAGGAUGCCUUAAUUUUUAAAAAAAAUAAUUGUUACACUACUGCUUUUUCUUUUUCCGAUAUUGUUAAGAGCCAGCCUCCAAUUUCUGAAAUAUUGAAACCAAAUAUCUCCCUAGAGGAAGAAAACUUCCCCAGGCUAAAUAAUCACCAUCAUUAUUUCAAUUCUAGGAAGACAAAACAAAAAUCUCACUCCCCGAUUAAUAAAGACAAAUUAAAUUUACCAGUUGAACCUCAUUUUUCUUCACCUAAUGGUUGCUGUUUAACCAAUCUCCCUAAUCAAAGCCUUACCGAAGUCAAAAACUCUGCUGAUCUAUCUUGGAUCCACUCUCUUUCUCUUAAGCUCUCUGUAUCUCUUAUAAAUUCCCCCUCCCUAUUUUCCCCUUUCACACCCGCCUCUCUUCAGUCCCUAAUUGAAUCUUCUCUAAAUUCUCUCCUUAAUAUUCCAGAUUCUAAUUUCACUUCUGAUUAG